UUCAAGACUUUGAUUGCUUCCGAGUCAAAGCAGUUGACUUUCGAUUCUCUCUCUCCCCUUCUGCUUUUCGUUCUUGCGGAUUUUGUAAACAAAGAUUAGCCAUUAAUCUCCUCUGUUUUUUGACGCUAAUCUCUCUCCGUUGGGUUGAUUUCCUCACCGACCAUGGAUUCCGUGGAAGAUCUUUACGAGGACUACGACGAAAACAUCUACGACGCGGAUCAGGAUCACGGGUUCGACGAGGAAGACGACGAUGAUUUCGCAGAUUUUGCCUCGGAACACCAGAGAAGGUACGCCAUUUUAACGGAAGAAGACAUUCGAAAACGUCAGAAAGAUGACAUUGAAACGGUUUCCACGAUCCUCUCCAUCUCCAAAAUCGAAGCAAGUCUCCUGCUCCGUCACUGUCGAUGGAGUGUUACGGAAGUUAACGAGGAAUGGCUAUCGGACGAAGAACGAGUCCGUAGAGCCGUCGGUCUAUUGGAUAGAACCAUCGUUCCACCUUCUGGUGCCGGAGAAGGACUGAAAUGUGGAAUCUGUUUCGAGUCUUGCCCUACCGAGAAGCUUUCCUCCGUUUCCUGUGGCCAUCUUUUCUGCCCCGAAUGCUGGGAAGGUUACAUCAGCACGAGCAUCAAUGGCGGUCCAGGGUGUUUGAUACUGAGAUGUCCUCACCCGUCUUGUCCAGCCGCCGUUGGUCAAGAUACGAUCUCGAGAUUUGCAUCAGAGGAAGAGAACGAGAAGUAUGAUCGGUAUUUUCUGAGAUCAUACGUUGAAGACAACAGAAAGAUGAAGUGGUGCCCUGCCCAGGGAUGUAACUACGCAGUUUACCUUGCUUCUGGCUCCAGAAGUUACGAUGUUUCCUGUCUAUGUCUGAACAGCUUUUGUUGGAACUGCACCGAGGAGGCUCACAGUCCCGUGGACUGUGAAACAGUUGAAGAUUGGUUGCUAAAGAGAAGCUCUGGAUCUGAAAACCUGAACUGGAUAAAGGCCUAUACAAAGCCUUGUCCGAUGUGUGGGCGGCCAAUCGAGAAGAGCUCGGGCUCGAACAAGAUGACAUGCUCACCGCCUUGUUCAUUUGAGUUCUGUUGGCUUUGCCUUGAGCCGUGGUUAGAUCAUGGGGGAAGAAAUGGUGGCCUUUAUGCUUGUAACGAUUAUUUCAAAGCCAAGAAAGAGGAGACUGAAAGGAUGCGGAAAAUGGUGAAAGUUCCACUGGAGGAAUACGUGCGUUACCACGAACGUUGGGCGAGCAACCAAUCGUUGAAGGAAAAGGAUAUCGCAGAUCUAAACCUCGUGGAAACGGUGCAUCUUCAGAUGCUAAGCGACAUUCAGUGUGAGCCGAGAUUUAAGCUCCAGUUCAUCGUAGAGGCAUGGCUUCAGAUCAUCGAAUGCAGGAGGGUUCUGAAAUGGACGUGCGCGUAUGGGUAUUACCUGCCCAAGAACGACCGCACCAAGAUUCAAUUCUUCGAGCAUCUGCAAGGUGAGGCGAAAUCAUGUCUGGAGAGGCUCCGCCACUGUGCAGAGAAGGAACUCGAGCAGUAUCUCAACAAUGCCGAUUGCCCGUCAAACGAUUUCGAUGAUUUUCGGAGAAGGUUGAGCCAUUUGACCAGCGUGACAAAGAACUACUUUAAGAAUCUGGUGGAAGCUCUGCAGAGGGGACUGAGUCAUGUAGACCCGAGCGGAGCUUGCAGCGAGUUGACCAGCUCAGAGUUUAGAAAGGGUUACGGGAGCAUGACCAGAGCUGUCGUGAAGGGUAAAUGAAGCAGUUCCGAGGACUGUGGAGAGCUGUCGCGAAGGGUAGAUGAAGUAGUUCCAAGUGCUGCGGUUCCCUCCUUCACCAAUCGUAUGGUAGUUUGAUACUUAGUGUAUAUGUGUAUGUUGUGUCUUGUCUGAAACAAAAUCUUGCAGAAGAAAGACCAGAUAGUACGUGCGGUUUUAAUAAAAAUGCCCUGCCGAUUUGCAUA
Messenger RNA from Tarenaya hassleriana, 1955 nucleotides. RefSeq names its product probable E3 ubiquitin-protein ligase ARI7. The record is from RefSeq and is a predicted model, not a curated record. Gene Ontology annotation, cellular component: cytoplasm; ubiquitin ligase complex. Gene Ontology annotation, biological process: positive regulation of proteasomal ubiquitin-dependent protein catabolic process; ubiquitin-dependent protein catabolic process; protein polyubiquitination. The transcript is spliced from 14 exons. Bases 163 to 1752 code for a protein of 529 amino acids. Lineage: Eukaryota; Viridiplantae; Streptophyta; Magnoliopsida; Brassicales; Cleomaceae. Gene Ontology annotation, molecular function: ubiquitin conjugating enzyme binding; zinc ion binding; ubiquitin protein ligase activity.